AUAAAAAUCAGAGCUUGAGAGACGAAAAGCAACAGAAGUUAAGCAACUUUCAAAGACCUAAGUCCACACUUUAAUCAAAUAUUUCCUAAAACAACAACAAAAUGAAAUUUGUUAUGGUAUUUGCUGUCAUUUUUGCCUUGGCUGCUUGCCUGGCCAGUAGCUCGGCUUCACCCGCCCUGGAAGAUACAUUUGUUGAUGGCGCCUCUGCUUUAAGGCAAUUGGAACCGGAAGUUCAUGGACGCUAUAAGAGAGCCACCUGUGAUCUGUUGAGUGGCAUGGGAGUCAAUCAUUCGGCUUGCGCUGCCCACUGUCUGUUGCGCGGCAAUCGAGGAGGAUAUUGCAACUCGAAAGCUGUUUGUGUGUGUCGCAAAUAAAAAAUUUAUAUUAAAGUUUGAUAAAAAACAAA
Stomoxys calcitrans (stable fly) is the source of this 406-nucleotide messenger RNA. Its product is annotated as phormicin-like. Bases 102 to 374 code for a protein of 90 amino acids. NCBI's taxonomy places the organism in Eukaryota, Metazoa, Arthropoda, Insecta, Diptera, Muscidae. The record is from RefSeq and is a predicted model, not a curated record. Gene Ontology annotation, biological process: humoral immune response; defense response to bacterium. The transcript has a single exon.